AUGCUACCUUAUGAAUGUUUAGAAAAUAUUAUUUUAAAUCUAGAGUAUGAUAUUUAUUCAUUACAUUCUUGUUUGCUUGUAAAUAAAGCUUGGUGUGUAAUUUCCGUGUCUAUACUAUGGAGAUGGACAUUCAUUAAUACUCAUAGAGGAGAAUUUGAUUCACCAUUUCUUGUUCCUUCUUAUUUUCCAUUUUUAUCCGAAGAAUCAAGAUCUUUAAUCGGCAUUAAAUUAAUAUCAUCAAAAAGUGGUGAUGGUGGUGAUAAUAUUGGUGACAAUGGUGGUAAUAUACAAUUUAACAAACCUCUUUUUAAUUACCCAUUAUAUUUAAGAGGAUUUAGUUGUGAUAAAUUGAUUAGAAUGUCGGCAGUUUGGGUAUCUUCUUUAUCAAAUUCAUCAAACAUGACUGAUAACACUGGAUACUACCAAAGAAUCGUUCUUGGUCAGGAUAAUCAAAAUUUAAUGAUUGUUGUUGCAAAAGAACUAUAUAAAUUGUUUUUAAAUCAAUCAAAAUGUUUGGAACGUUUAGACAUUGAUACGCUUGGGUUUACUGAUGAUAUUUGUUAUAAUAAUAGACUGUCAAAUUUACGAAAGUUUACGUGUGGCAAUAAUAUUAUUAAAAAAGAUAUUUUUAUUCUUAUUUCUAAAUGUUGCCAGCUUAUCAAAGAGUUGAAGAUCAUUAGCAUCUAUUAUGAUGAUCCUGCAACUGAUGCCUUAAUUGAUCUCAUUAAAUCACAAAAAAAUCUGAAAAAAUUCACUAUAUCACAAGGUGUUCAACUAUCAAGAGUUCUGGAAUCACUUGAAUCACAAUCGGAUUCUUUAAAGUUCUUGAAAUUAAACAUUUGUAAUUUAGACAAUACUGACGAGAAAUUAUUGAAGGGUGUUACUCAAUGUAAAAAUUUGGAACAAUUAAAAUUUCAUGCAUGUCGUGAAUUGACAAGUUCUUUAUUAAAACCAUUAGUUGUUAGUAGCAAAGAUGCAUUGAACAAAUUGAAAGUGUUGGACUUUUUUUCUUCUAUACCACCUGAAUAUGAAUUAUCUUCAAUUGUUAUUAAUUCCAGUAAAAGUUUAAGAGAGUUAAGUUAUGGCGGUGUUGGCAAUUUAGAAAGAUAUCCUCAUAUGAUUGAUAUAAUUGCUGACAAUUGUCCAAAUCUUGUAAAAUUAAAUAUUAAAGCGACGCAAAAACCUUUACCACAGUUAUCAAAUCUCUUUAAAAAAUGUAAGAAAUUGCAAAUUGUUAGAAUAAAAGGAAAACCAAAUUCAGGCGACAGAGUUGAUAAUGAAUUGUUACCAAGAUUAGCCGAAUUCACACCUUUAUCGUUGAAAAAGUUUGAACUGACAACAAUUUGUGCCUUUUCUUUUGAUUCCACUCAAAAAUUUUUGAAAAAUUGUAAUUCACAUAUUCAGGAAAUAACAUUACGUUGUUUAGGAGAUCAUAAUUUGUAUCUUGAUGCAUUUAAAAAAUAUGGUAAAGAGAAAGGCAUGGCGUUUAAGUCUCAUCACAUAGCACCUUUAAGAUAUGAUGCAAAAGAUAUCAAAAUCGUUUUCUCUCCUGAUUUUUCACAUGAUCAUAUUGUUUGGCAUAAAUAA
This is a messenger RNA of Entrophospora candida, 1587 nucleotides long. The record is from the annotation of a GenBank genome assembly. NCBI's taxonomy places the organism in Eukaryota, Fungi, Glomeromycota, Glomeromycetes, Entrophosporales, Entrophosporaceae.